Molecule: messenger RNA, 1916 nt
Organism: Oncorhynchus gorbuscha (pink salmon)
Lineage: Eukaryota; Metazoa; Chordata; Actinopteri; Salmoniformes; Salmonidae
Gene: gdf6b
Product: growth differentiation factor 6b
Exons: 2
Coding region: 126-1379 (417 amino acids)
Biological process (GO): SMAD protein signal transduction; BMP signaling pathway
Cellular component (GO): extracellular region
Molecular function (GO): growth factor activity; cytokine activity
Source: RefSeq, a predicted model, not a curated record
GAAUGUGGAUGAAGUCCAGCUUCGAUAGUGCCCGUGGUCCCUUCGCCACAUACUAAGCAUCUACUCUGACACAUAUUUGACAUUUCGCUGACGUUUUUUUAUCAAUCUAUUUAUUUUUGAAAAUUAUGGAUUUCUAUCAAAUAACCACAUUUUACGCGGUCCUCACAUGUGUAUGGGAUUUACCAUGUUUUCAAUCAUUUACUAUUUUCCUUCCGUCUGCCUCAAAGAGCAGCAAGGUCCCGAAAGUAUUUGAUGGACGAGAGGCAAAAUAUUUCAAAGAUAUCUACUCAUCAUCAUCAUCGUCAUCAUCAAAUGAGCGGUAUUACAAGGGUGGGUUCAAAGAUUCAGUUGAACCACACGACUACAUGCUUUCAAUUUACAAGACUUUCUCUACAGCCGAAAAAUUGGGGCUGAACGCAAGUUUCUUUCGGUCGUCAAAAGCAGCUAACACUAUAGCAAGUUUUGUGGACAUCGGCCAAGAUGACCUCCCACUCUCCCCUUUGCGAAGACAGCAGUAUCUGUUUGACGUCUCAACCCUCUCAGACAGAGCCGAGGUGCUGGGGGCUGAGUUGAGGAUAUACACCAAAGUGUCUGGGAAUUUCAGGAUGUCGGAAAUGGAGCCAGUGGACAUUCAGCUACUCUCCUGCCGCUCUCAGCAGCUGCUGGAUUCCAGAACGUUGGAUCUUCAGGAGUCCCAUCGGCCCAGAUGGGAGGUGCUGGAUGUGUGGGAAAUAUUUAAGGACAGGGAUCACCUCACACAGGGGAGCCAGUUCUGUCUGGAGGUCAAGGCCAUGCUGGACAACACUGAGAGGGAACUUGACUUGCAUCAUCUGGGCUUUCACAGAAAUGGUCGCUCACAACAAAAGAAGGCCAUUUUAGUGGUGUUCACCAGGUCCAAGAAGAGACAGACCCUUUUCAGUGAAAGGAGAGAAGGAAGGACAUUGAUUGGCCAUGGGGAAAAGGGGAAAGAGAGGGGCCCUCGUUCUAAUUCCAAAGCCAGCCGGAGACGCAGGACGGCGAUAUUGAAGAAUCGCCAUGGGAAGAGGCAUGGCAAAAAGUCAAAAUCGAGAUGCAGCAAGAAGCCGUUGCAUGUGAACUUCAGAGAGCUGGGCUGGGACGAUUGGAUCAUCGCUCCUCUGGAUUACGAGGCGUACCACUGUGAGGGUGUGUGUGACUUUCCUCUGAGGUCACAUCUAGAGCCCACAAACCAUGCCAUCAUACAGACCCUUAUGAAUUCUAUGAACCCCAGCAACAUGCCUCCUAGCUGCUGUGCCCCGUCCAAACUCAGCCCUAUCAGUAUUCUCUACAUCGACUCAGGAAAUAAUGUGGUGUAUAAGCAGUAUGAGGAUAUGGUGGUUGAGUCGUGUGGUUGUAGGUAAUGCCUUUUUGGAAAGGCUGUGUUUUGAGUGGGAAUGAAAUGUGAUCAUCAGGGCCUAUCUGGUGUGAAGGCAAUACUUUAAGCUACCUGAUGGUCUGCAUCGCAAAUGGCACCGUUUUCACUAUGUAGUGCACUACUUUUGAUCUAUAGGGCUCUGGUCAAAAGUAGAGCACUAUAUAGGCAAUAAGGUGUCAUUUGGGACACAGAUGAACAGAGAGCCUUGUCUAAUGUUGUAAAAUGGUGUGGUGGGAUUAAUAAUCACCUGCCCCAAACUAAGCCAUGUUCAUUUCUUCUUCCCUGGUCUGGUUCUCAGUUUAAGACUGGUAAGCAAGGCUACUUCUUCCCUGAACCCUGUUACGUGUUUUUAUUUACCAGUUAACGGGAGGGACACUUCUAAACACCCAGCAAAUGACUGAAAAUCAAAAUGUGUCAUAUCAAUGUAAAAACAUAAUUCAAACAGCAGAAGUCCUUUCAUAGCUCCUUGGCUUGGCCUUUGACUCGAGAGGAUGCUUGAGUGCUACUCAGAAUGUAAAGCCUU